CCUGCUUUGAGCAGGGGGUUGGACUAGAUGACCUCCUGAGGUCCCUUCUAACCCUGAUAUUCUAUGAUUCUGUGAUUCUAUGAGAGACGCACCUUAGGGCAUAUCUAUGCUGCAGCUGGGGGUGUGGGACUGCAGCACGAGCAGACGUACAGCAGACAUGUCUAGCUAGCUCGAGGAGCAGCUGGCCGCCUGCUGCUAGCCCAGGACCCAGGGCACACGUUUGAGCAGCCGCUGCCCAUGCUACUGGGACUUCACGGCUAUUAAUACUCGAGCUAGCCGUGAUCUAGCUAGAUAAAGCUAGCUCCGAUCAGGGGGUGAUGCAGCGCUCAAGCCGCGCUGGAGUGUAAGUGCUGGAAGCAUCGCAAGAUGCCAGGGAAGCGCUGGAACGGUGUGCCGGAACGUUCCGGGGCGACUCGACCGUUGGCUCAGAUAUGUCUAGAAGUGCAGUGGUCACACCUCCUGGUUGCAAUCCAUCUGGCCUUGCUUCCUCACACCGCCCAAAAAGAGACACAGCUGAGAUAGGAACGGUGAUAACAAGCCCCAGGACAACCUGCGUCACUCAGCAAACUUCCCCUGAGAAAGAUCACAACAGGAUAAGCAGAUGCGGUUUUCUUGCCUGGCUGCAGAAGGCAGCGGCCACCAUGAAGCAGCUUAUCUCCCACCUUCUGGCUAAUAGGUGUGGUGAUCCGUCUACGUGCCCUAAACAUGCAAUGUGCGUCUAUACGAUCCAGAGGCACUACUGUACCUGCCUACCUGGGUUUGUAUCCACUUCAGGGGACCCAGACUUCACUGAUCCAACAGUUCAAUGCAAAGAUGACAUCUGUGUGAAUUCGUCUACUUGUCCUGAUCUUGCAACUUGUCAAAACAUCCCUGGGGGCUACCACUGCACCUGCAAAGCCGGGUUUGUGCCUAAUUUUGGGAAGGAACCAUUCACUGAUCCAAGAGUGAAGUGUGUUGAUAUUGAUGAAUGUUCUCAGGUCCCAUCAGUCUGUGGCCCUCACAGCAUCUGCAUCAAUACCCCAGGGAGUUUCACCUGCCAAUGUCCUCUAGGUUAUUCUUCCCCCAGUGGGACCUCUUGGAAAACUGGUGACCCCCACACCUUGAACUGCACAGAAAGUCUCUUUAUCUGCCAGCCCGGGAUUCUGCAAGGAGACGAUUUCAAAAGCCAGUGCGGCAACACCACCCAGCACGGAAACCAGAAAAGCAACAAAUUUUGCACCAUCCUGAAUCAGACCACAAAGAACCUGGAAUCUGCAUGUGGCCAUGGAAACCAGUCAGUAUUGCUGGAGAAAGUCUUCACUUCUCUUGAUUCGCUUUUCAAUGCCACUGCCCAGCAGUCUACCGGGAGCAAAGAGGAGGUCACAUGGGAAGCCAACGCCUUUCUGCAGCGCGUAGAAUUGGCCGCCUUGGAAGCUGCUCAGAAAAGUCCCGAGAACAAGCCGCAGACUAUCGCAACCGAGACGAUGACCAUUGCAGCCCUGCGGGUUAUGGAUAACUGCAGUCGGGCAGGGAAGAUGAUCGAACUGAACGCUCAAAACGACUCGAUGAGCAUUGACUGCACGACCGUGGUUGGCGCCAGCGAACCAGGCUCCGGAGCCGUUGCCUUCAUAUCGUACGCCAGUCUCGAGUCCAUCCUGAACAAUGACUUUAUCGACCAGCAAAACCUGACGGGUGAUGACAAGCAGGGUACCGUUACACUGAAUUCCAAGGUAGUGAGUGGGAUCACUGGGAAACCCGGACCCCUCUCCAAACCUUUCAACUUCACUCUGAAGCAUAAACAGAGAAAGGAAAUGGAAGACAAGAUUGUCUGUGUUUUCUGGAACCGCACUGGCACCUGGUCUACUGAAGGCUGCAGACUUCUCCUGGCGAACAGCACUCACACCACCUGCAACUGUAAUCACCUGUCCAGCUUUGCGAUCCUGAUGGCUUCACAUGCUAUCAAGGAGACUGACCCACUGACCAUCAUCACCUGUGUGGGACUGACCCUCUCUCUGCUGUGCCUCUUCCUCGCCAUCCUCACCUUCCUCCUGAGCCGCUCCAUCCGCAACGUCAGCACCUCCCUCCACCUGCAGCUCUGCCUCUGCCUCUUCCUGGCCCACCUGCUCUUCCUCACCGCGGUGGACAGAGUCACCAACGAGGUGGCGUGUGCUGUCAUUGCUGGCCUCCUACACUACCUCUUCCUGGCCAGUUUCACCUGGAUGUUCCUGGAGGGGCUGCACCUCUUCCUCACCGUCCGGAACCUGCAGGUCGUGAAUUACACCAGCGCCAGCCUGUUCAAGAAGAGAUUCACGUACCCGUUCGGCUACGGAUUCCCAGCCCUGGUGGUGGCUAUUUCUGCAGCGGUGAAUCACAAAGGCUACGGAACUUCCAAAUACUGCUGGCUCACAAUAAAGGGAGGCUUUAUCUGGAGUUUCCUUGGACCUGUCUGCCUUAUUAUUGUGAUGAAUUUAGCAUUUUUUAUCAAAACCCUCUGGAUCCUGAGAGACACAAUCUCCUCCCUCAAUACAGAUGUCUCCACCCUCAAAAACACAAGGCUACUGACCUUUAAAGCCAUCGCCCAAGUCUUCAUUCUGGGCUGCACGUGGAUUUUCGGUCUCCUUCAAGUCGGCCCAGCCGCCACUGUCAUGGCGUAUUUAUUCACCAUCAUCAACAGCCUGCAGGGAGUCUUCAUCUUCCUGGUGCACUGUCUCCUCAAUAAGCAGGUGAGAGAGGAGUACAAGAGAUGGAUCAGAAGGAUUGAGACACCCAGAACCAAGUCUCAGACUUCCGCGCUAUCAAUGUCAGCUGUCCCCGUCACCACCAGAACUGAAGGGGAAAAGUCCUCCUGAAAAAGUGAAGUCUACUACUGCAUGUAGAGGAAAAUAAAGCCCUGCUCCAUUCCCAGCACCAGAAAUCCCUUUUUUUUACCUAGAAGAGGAAGCUGCUUAUCUCCAAUAUCCUCUGAUAGCUGCUACUGUAUGGCUUAUUCUUGUAUGGGGAAGGGGAAGGCUGUGUUUCACAUGUUUAACUAUUUUAGUACCUUUGACUUCACCCAAGUGGUUGCCACCUUCACCCUGAAGUCUUGAGUGAGGGCCUGAUUCUGCUCCAGUUGAAGUCAACUGGAGUUUUCCCAUUGAUUUCAGUGGGAGCGGGACUGGGAGCAGAGAGCCAAAGACUUGGCAAAUCUGUCCAGUUAAUAAAAGGUGGAAAAAAUGAUUUAAUUUUCCUGUCCUUCCCCCAAACCUUAAGGCUUGGCAUUUCCCAGCCUGGGAGAACUUGGGCCAGCUUCUCAUCUCAGUUUCGACAGAUACAAAUCCACAAUUACUGAAGUCAGUGGAGUUACUCCAGAUUCACACCAAGAUAGCUGCAAGCAGAAUGUGGCCUCUUGUGCUUCUUUCUUUCUUUCUAUUGUGCUUGACGUUGAAUUGAAAACUCUGAGGUUGGCGUACCUGUACCCAUUCAGCAUUAAUAGCCAGGCAAGACCCUCAACCAAUACGGAACUGCUUAGCAUCUGCCUAGGAUUUAGCCAGUGUUGAAAUGAGGCCAUGUCUUUCCUCAAAUUACUGCCAGCUGGAUGGACAUUUGUGUAGAUGAACUCUGUGAGGAUGCAAAAUACAGAAACAAGCCUGCAUUAGAGAGUCAAAAUCCAUCUCCAUUUAAGUGUAAAAGCUCACUCAUGCUCCCCGGAUAUGACAGCUCUUUAUAAACAUCCAAAAUUCUUAUUAGAGCUGAGUGGAGAAUGUACAGCUAGUAAUUUGCUCUUCAAAUUUUGCCUCUGUUUGUGAAAAAUUAUAGUUUUAUUAUUUGUUAAGCUUUGGAAAAGCACAAGAGGAGUCAGAGGUGAAAUGAGGUGUUUGCUGUGGGAAUAUUGAGGAGUUGUGACUUGCACUCCAUUAUGCUUUAUAGAAAUAUGCUUAUGAGUGUAAAUAUGACAUAACUGGAAUAUGUUUUAUGCUAGUGUCAUAAAUAUAAAGGGAAGGGUAACCACCUUUCUGUAUACAGUGCUAUAAAAUCCCUCCUGGCCAGAGGCAAAACCCUUUCACCUAUAAAGGGUUAAGAAGCUACGGUAACCUCGCUGGCACCUGACAAAAAUGACCAAUGAGGGGACAAGAUACUUUCAAAGCUGGAGUGGGGGGGACAAAGGGUUUGGGCGGUCUGUGUGAUGCUUUUGCCGGGAACAGUUCAGGAAUGCAAGCCUUACAACUCCUAUAAAGUUAGUAAGUAAUCUAGCUAGAAAAUGCGUUAGAUUUUCUUUUGUUUAAUGGCUGGUAAAAUAAGCUGUGCUGGAGGGAAUGUAUAGUCCUGUUUUUGUGUCUUUUUGUAACUUAAGGUUUUGCCUAGAGGGAUUCUCUAUGUUUUGAAUCUGAUUACCCUGUAAAGUAUUUACCAUCCUGAUUUUACAGAGGUGACCCUUUUACCUUUUCUUUAAUUAAAAUUCUUCUUUU
This is a messenger RNA of Chelonia mydas (Green sea turtle), 4424 nucleotides long. RefSeq names its product adhesion G protein-coupled receptor E3. The coding region runs from base 432 to 2828 and encodes 798 amino acids. The transcript has 18 exons. The record is from RefSeq and is a predicted model, not a curated record. Lineage: Eukaryota; Metazoa; Chordata; Testudines; Cheloniidae. Gene Ontology annotation, cellular component: membrane. Gene Ontology annotation, biological process: adenylate cyclase-activating G protein-coupled receptor signaling pathway; cell surface receptor signaling pathway. Gene Ontology annotation, molecular function: calcium ion binding; G protein-coupled receptor activity.